GAGGGCGUUAGCGAAGCCAGGUUCGGUCGUGGGGGUGGGGAAGUGCAGGAGUGGCGCGCGGCGUACUACAUGUCCCGUGAGCCUCCGCGGCGGGACGGGGCGGGGCCGCGGGACGCCAGGAGGCGGAGGCGGAGUGGAGUUAGAUUAAAUGCCUUAAUGGAUAAAGAAAAAUUGGAUGGUAAGGUUGAAUAUGGUAACUAUGCAAUGGAUUCCUCAGUGGAAAACAUGUAUGUAAACAAAGUGUGGGUUCAAUGUGAGAAUGAAAAUUGUUUGAAAUGGAGAUUGUUAUCAAGUGAGGAUGCAGCCAAAGUUGAUCAUGAUGAACCAUGGUACUGCUUCAUGAACACUGAUUCAAGAUAUAAUAACUGCUCAAUUUCUGAAGAAGACUUCCCUGAAGAGUCUCAGCUUCAUCAUUGUGGAUUUAAGAUUGUCUAUUCACAGCUCCCUCUUGGAAGCCUGGUUUUGGUAAAAUUACAGAAUUGGCCAAGUUGGCCAGGAAUACUUUGCCCUGACCGUUUUAAAGGGAAAUAUGUAACUUAUGACCCGGAUGGAAAUGUUGAAGAGUAUCACAUUGAAUUCCUGGGCGAUCCCCAUUCAAGAUCAUGGAUAAAGGCAACAUUCGUUGGACAUUAUAGUAUCACAUUAAAGCCAGAAAAGUGUAAGAAUAAAAAGAAGUGGUAUAAAAGUGCACUACAAGAAGCAUGUCUACUCUAUGGAUAUUCUCAUGAGCAAAGACUGGAAAUGUGCUGCCUAUCAAAACAACAAGAUAAAUCCGAAACACGUGACAAAGUUGCUGCACUGGUCAAGAAAAGGAAGCAGACUUCUAAAAAUAAUAUUGAAAAGAAGAAGCCCAAAUUUAGAAAAAGGAAAAGGAAAGCAAUUUUAAAAUGCUGUUUUGAAAAUGUUUGUUCUGAUGAUGCCUUAUCAAAGGAGAACAUGGUUGUCUGUGAGACAGAAGUUUUACUAAAAGAGCUGGAGCAAAUGCUGCAGCAAGCACUGCAACCCACAGCCACACCUGAUGAGUCAGAAGAAGGACAUGGAGAGGAAAUAAAUAUGGGAGAAAAGUUAUCUAAAUGCAGCCCAGAAGCUCCUGCAGGCAGUCUGUUUGAAAACCACUAUGAAGAGGAUUAUCUUGUAAUUGAUGGGAUAAAAUUAAAAGCUGGAGAAUGUAUUGAGGAUAUAACUAAUAAAUUUAAAGAAAUAGAUGCUUUGAUGUCUGAGUUUUAGAACAUUAUACAUUUUUCAAGUUAAUUAUAAAAAUAUUGGCAUCUUUAUAUUUAUCCACAGUUAAAACUUUAAAAAUGUUUAGUGAAAUAGGUAUAAAUUAUACCAAAGUUUAUAUUUGCAGUAACUUUCUACUUCAUAUUUUGAGAAUGGCCAUGAUUUUUAGAGCCAGUCAAAUGGUAUUUAAGUUAGUGUUAAAAAUUUAGAAUUAAAAAACCCUGAUAUUUGUAUUUAUAUAUUUCUUGUUUGCCUUAAUUUUUAAAUGGUUUGUGAAAUUUGCCUAACAAACAUAUGCUUUACAAUGAUUGUUUAGGCCCUUUGUUCAAAAAUGGAUAACUUAGAAUGGCUGGCCAAGCUGUUAUAAUUCUCAGAGGUAAUUCAAAUCUAAUAAACUUAGAGAAUGUA
Molecule: messenger RNA, 1629 nt
Organism: Gorilla gorilla gorilla (western lowland gorilla)
Lineage: Eukaryota; Metazoa; Chordata; Mammalia; Primates; Hominidae
Gene: ZCWPW2
Product: zinc finger CW-type and PWWP domain containing 2
Exons: 9
Coding region: 70-1227 (385 amino acids)
Cellular component (GO): nucleus
Molecular function (GO): zinc ion binding
Source: RefSeq, a predicted model, not a curated record